Aspergillus tanneri is the source of this 1506-nucleotide messenger RNA. RefSeq names its product putative sugar transporter. The record is from RefSeq and is a predicted model, not a curated record. NCBI's taxonomy places the organism in Eukaryota, Fungi, Ascomycota, Eurotiomycetes, Eurotiales, Aspergillaceae. The coding region runs from base 1 to 1506 and encodes 501 amino acids. The transcript has a single exon. Gene Ontology annotation, biological process: transmembrane transport. Gene Ontology annotation, molecular function: transmembrane transporter activity.
AUGUCCAAAUCCAGUUCGCCACCUACCCCUCCCGACCCCAUCUCGCGUCCCUCCGUCUACCGCGCCAAUGCCGACGUGCUUAAUCGCGCUCUGCAGUCCAUCGGCAUGGGCCGCUACCAGUGGCAGCUGUUCGCCGUUAUUGGCUUCGGCUGGGCGAGUGACAAUUUGUGGCCCAUCGUCACCUCGCUAAUUCUCGUCCCCGUCUCCUACGAGUUCCACGUUGCCCAGCCGCCCCUGCUGACCCUCGCCCAAAAUAUCGGUCUACUGGUCGGCGCUCUGUUCUGGGGUUUUAGCUGCGAUCUGAUCGGCCGCCGUUGGGCCUUCAACCUCACCAUCGCGAUUACCGCCAUCUUUGGACUCUCCGCUGCUGGCUCUCCCUCCUUCGCCGCCGUCGGAGCCUUUGCCGCCCUGUGGUCUAUGGGCGUCGGCGGGAACCUGCCCGUCGACUCGGCCAUUUUUCUCGAGUUCCUGCCGGGUUCGCACCAGUACCUCCUGACCGUCCUGUCCGUUUACUGGGCGCUGGCCCAGUUGCUGGCCAACCUGAUCGCUUGGCCGCUGCUGGGGAACAUGACUUGUGCCUCCGCGGACCGCUGCGACAAGGCUAGCAACAUGGGCUGGCGCUACUUCCUGAUUACAAUGGGUGGUCUAGCCCUGGUGAUGUGCUUGGUGCGCGCCCUCUUCUUUACGCUCUACGAGUCGCCCAAGUACCUCAUGGGCAAGGGCCGCAACGACGCCGCCGUUACUGUUGUGCAUGAGGUCGCCCGCCGUAACGGCAAGGAGGUCAGGCUCUCCGUCGACGAGCUGGAUCCGCUCGCCUCGGAUGCGGACGAGGGCGAGUCCCCCGGGCUGAGCCGCGUCGACCACCUGCGCAUGCGCAUGGAGCCGGUGUCCCUGCCGCACGUCAAGGCGCUCUUCCGCCACCCCCGCCGCGCCUGGUCCACUUCGCUGAUGAUCCUGGUCUGGGCGUUGAUCGGCCUGGGCUUCCCGCUGUACAACGCCUUCUUGCCCUUUCUGCAGCAGCAGCGCGGCAUUGACUUUGGCGACGGUUCCACCUACAUUACUUACCGCAAUACUCUGAUUAUCGCCGCCGUGAGCGUCCCCGGCAGCCUAGUCGGCGGCGCCCUGGUCGAGCUGCCGCGCCUGGGCCGCAAAGGAACCCUGGCGCUGUCUGUCAUCACGACGGGGGUCUUCCUACUGGCCUCAACUACCGCCGACUCGUCUGCCGCCCUGCUGGGCUGGAACUGUGCAUUCGGCUUCACCAGCAGUCUGAUGUACGCCGUGCUCUACGCCUACACCCCGGAAAUGUUUGAGACCAAGGACCGCGGCACCGGUAACGCGCUGGUGGGCGCAGCCAACCGCAUUGGCGGCAUCCUGGCGCCCAUCAUCGCCAUCGUCGCCGGUGUGGAGAGCUCGUCACCUGUCUAUGUCAGUGGCGCCUUGUUUCUGGCCGCCGGCGUCUUGGUGCUCCUGGUGCCUUACGAGACCCGUGGGAGGGCCAGUAUUUAA